Messenger RNA from Ornithorhynchus anatinus (platypus), 349 nucleotides. Its product is annotated as neurofilament light polypeptide-like. Lineage: Eukaryota; Metazoa; Chordata; Mammalia; Monotremata; Ornithorhynchidae. Bases 1 to 288 code for a protein of 95 amino acids. The record is from RefSeq and is a predicted model, not a curated record. The transcript has 3 exons.
AUGGAACCUGCAGUGGGGGCAGCUGCUGCUGAUGAAGAGAAGGGAGAAGACCAGACAGGGAAGGAAGGGAAGGAGGAGGAGGGGGAGAAAACAGAGAGAGGGAGAGAGACCCGCGAGACACAGGCAGAGACAGAGAGACGCAGAAGAGACGGGAUCGGGCAGAGGCGCAAAGACGGAAGAAAAAGAGAACCGGACAGAGACACAAAGGCAGGUAGAGCCAAAGAGACAGGCAGAGGAGUGGGAUUCGGGAGCGCACAGCAAGACAGAGACAGGGAGGCAGAGAGAUAGGUGGAGGCAGAGAGAGACUUAGAGGCGUCAGGGGGUUGGGGAGACGAGGCAUCCAAACUGA